Messenger RNA from Carassius auratus (goldfish), 599 nucleotides. RefSeq names its product hydroxyacyl-thioester dehydratase type 2, mitochondrial-like. The coding region runs from base 40 to 540 and encodes 166 amino acids. Gene Ontology annotation, molecular function: (3R)-hydroxyacyl-[acyl-carrier-protein] dehydratase activity. Gene Ontology annotation, cellular component: mitochondrion. The transcript has a single exon. NCBI's taxonomy places the organism in Eukaryota, Metazoa, Chordata, Actinopteri, Cypriniformes, Cyprinidae. The record is from RefSeq and is a predicted model, not a curated record. Gene Ontology annotation, biological process: fatty acid biosynthetic process.
CACUGUGAGGUGGGCCUACAAAAAAAUACCUUGGAAAAAAUGAAAUUUUUUCUCAGAAGAAUUAUAUUCAGCAGGAAUAUAUACCAUUUUUUCAACUCCGCAUUGACAGUUCCUGCAUCCCUGACAGUAGGGCACAGGUCGCUUUACGUGGGUGAACGGGCCUCGCUAAACAAAACAUUCAGUGCCAGAGAUGUCGCACUUUUUGCUGAGCUGACGGGGGACACAAAUCCUCUCCACCUCGACCCCGAAUAUGCCAAAACAACCUCUUUCGAGUCCCCCAUUGUUCACGGAGUGCUGAUUAAUGGUCUGAUCUCAGCAGUUUUGGGGACCAAGCUGCCCGGCAAAGGCUGCGUGUUUCUCUACCAGGAAAUACGCUUUCCGGCACCCCUCUACAUCGGAGAGGAGGUUGUGGCGGAAGCGGAGGUCAAAAAAAUUAAAAUGUCCUUCGCUUUUAUUUCUGUUUCCUGCUCUGUCAAGGAAAAGGUGGUCAUGGAGGGAGAGGUCAUGGUCAUGAUGCCACAAGACGCACAACAAUCAUGAGGAAUCUGAAUGAAUGCUGUUGUUCAGUUUUUUUAUGUGCUCCCAGGAAUUAAAUGGUC